AUGUUUCUGGUGUGGAUAAUUUGCGUUAAAUCCCCGGUCUCGCCCUGUGAAACACGUGCCCGACCCUCCCAGGACAUCGCCGAGGAGGCCAUGAGUGCCGAGCAGCUGAGAGCGUUGCACAAGAAGUUCGACCAGAACGGAGAUGGCAAGGUCUCCCUCACUGAGGUGCUGGAAUUCGCACGGCACAUGAGCAAAGCCAUCGCAGGAAAGGAUGUGGCCUCCAUCCUGGAGGAGAUCGACACCAACAAGGAUGGGAAGCUCUCCUUACAGGAGCAUCUCAACGACUUGCAUCAGCAGGCCGAUGGUGGGGAUGAAGAAGAGCUGAAAGAGCUGGAAAACAGAUGCUCGGCCGAUUGGGAUUUCAAGGACGUGGGGAUCCACAAGGGCCUCUUACAAGCAGCCGAGAAGGGCGAUGUCACCGCGCAAUCCCUUCUUGCCCAGGACUUCUUUUAUGGCGUCCAUGGCGUGAAGAAGGACCUCCACACCGGACUGCGGUGGGCCACGUUGGCGGCGGAUGCAGGUGAUCGAGAUGCUCAGGAGCUGCUGGCCACGGCCUUUGGUCGUGGACAUGAGGACCUCCAGAUCGAUGCCACUCGUGCGGUGGACUACGGUACCAAGGCGGCGCAGCAAGGCAGUGUGAAGUCCGCGGAGCUUCUGGGGAAGUGGCUCGGAUAUGCACCGCCUUGGCCAGGGAACAAAGACUCUUCGUCGCACUGGCACGUGGACAAAGUGCUGUUGGGAUUUGUUGGCUACUGGAUGAAAGACUACUCCGAGGCGAUCUAUUGGUACCAGAAGGUGGUGGCAGAGAUGUCCGACGUGAUCUCUGCCGAUCCGUCGCUGCCCUCGGCCGGGCGCAACAAAACCGUGGUGGCACGGGCCUUCAACAGCCUCGGAGUCCAAGAAGAUCGGUUUCGGACCCAAGAAGAUCCUGAAAGAUUCAGCUCGGCUCGCCCGGGUGAAGCGGCGAAGGCCAUGUAUGCUUCCGGUUGGGGCACUGAGAAGAAUCCACAUCGUGCCGUGGAGUACCUGGAACAAGCGCAUGCUCUCGGGCACCCGCAUGUGGUCCGCGACACCAUGAAGUUGAAGGACAAGGAUGGCGAUGGGCUCUUGAGCCCCAAGGAGUUUUGGGAGUUCGGCGAGGAGGACGGUGAAGAGCAGCUCUCAGAAGAAGAGAUGCAGGAUUUCCAGAAGCUGGACAAAGACAAGAACGGCAUGCUGAGCUUGGAAGAACUUAGAGCCUGGGAAUCGGGACUUUUCCACACUGAAGCCGCGAUGAUCAGGCUCAUCCAAAUCGCUGACAAAGACGGUGACAUGCAAGCCACAGCUCAGGAGCUCGAAGAUGCACGGGAGGAGUUGGCCAAUAGCCACUGGACACAGACAGAGAGAUAG
Molecule: messenger RNA, 1389 nt
Organism: Durusdinium trenchii
Lineage: Eukaryota; Dinophyceae; Suessiales; Symbiodiniaceae
Source: the annotation of a GenBank genome assembly